Messenger RNA from Phlebotomus argentipes, 3484 nucleotides. RefSeq names its product glycerol-3-phosphate acyltransferase 1, mitochondrial (gene mino). The transcript has 5 exons. The record is from RefSeq and is a predicted model, not a curated record. Gene Ontology annotation, cellular component: mitochondrial membrane. Lineage: Eukaryota; Metazoa; Arthropoda; Insecta; Diptera; Psychodidae. Bases 672 to 3290 code for a protein of 872 amino acids.
AAUGUCACACAGAGACUCUGUGUGCUUUGUGUUAUCAGUUGAAUUUAUUAUUAUUGUACAUAUGUCGUGUGGCACAGCACCAAUUGAUCGUGUGCGAGUGCAGUGAGAAGGGAUAGAGAGACAUGAGAGUUCAGGGAGCUGUGUUGAGGCUUUAUAUAUCACAAGAGACACAGUCGUCUUCAGUCAUUUGAAUGAGCCAGUCAGAAUCAGUCGAUUGGCCCUCGAAAUAGCUUGAGACGGCAAAGAGUGGAGAUAUAAAUUGAAUAUAAAGUGUGGUGUGAGUGUGCAGUGUAAUUUAUAAAUGAGAAGGAAAUUUCCUUCGCCAUUGCAAUUUCACAUAACUUGGACGGUGUUGUUGUUAAGGAAAGGGAAAACGUGCUCAAAUACUCGUGCAAUUUGGACGUGAAUAUCAGUGGCUUUGAUGGGAGAAAUAAUGUGACGAGACAAUUUGUCGUUUAAUUCUUUUCAACUACUUAAGAGAACUAUUCCUGUUGUACAUUUUCUAAUAAGUACAAUCAAGUAUCUUUUUCUCACUCACUGACUGUCUCUGUAAGCCUGACGAUUGGAACAAAGUGUAGACUGUAUAAAUUGCAUAAGGCGAAUCUUAUCACAAAGUGCUACCGAUUUUGUGGAAAAGUUUUGUUUUCACGGGCUGAAGUACAACGAUCAAAAUGCUGGGAAUAAUUGAAAUAUUCCUCUUUCUCUGUGUUGUUUACUAUUUAUUUGGCAAAAGGACUGGCGACAUGGUUGAUGUGAUGUCGACGCGCCUUCAGGAGGUGUACGGCUCAUGGACAUACAAUGGCUUUGGCUGGGGUGACGGCGGUCAGCGUGUCGAGGAGCGUCCCACAUUCGAUUUCUUGCGUCGUUUCGGUGAACAACAGCGUCGAAAGCGCGCUCAGGAGCGAGAGACGGACCGGCGCACCCGUGAGAAUUAUCUGUACGAGAUCAAGGAGUCCACGAUGCAGAUGCCGACGACAGCACAGAAUCUGCCCCAGGGUUUGGCGUGUCGCUCCUGUGCUCCCGGAUCGGAGAUUCAGUUGGAUCCGCACGAGAGGCGUCGCGAUGUGAUUGAUGUGUUGCGCACCACACAGCACGCGAAUCAGGGCCCAAAUCGUUCAAACUACGACUGGGGCACGUGGUUUCCCAUCCUGGCACAGUGUCUGCGAGUGAGAAAGUAUCACUUUCCCGAAGUGUCGCCCAUUGUGUUGGAGGAUGAGCGCGUGAAGAGUGCCAUUGAUCAGGCGGCAAUCCAGUCGGUGCGCGAGGAGAGACAGGCAGCUGAGGCUCAAGGUAAAGCCUUCAGUGACACGGAGACGUACACGGAGAUGCUGGAGCGGCACAAUAAGCGAGCUCGCAAAGUGAUGAUGGACAUGCGUUCGAAACUGAGCAAUGUGUUGCUGCAAAUCACGUCGUGGCUCAUUUACAAGAUUCUCCCCUGUUUCCUCACGGGAGCUGUGGCUCAUCCGGCACAAAUUGAAAUGCUGAAGGCCGCCUCGAGACGCUCUCCGGACACACCAUUGAUCUUUCUGCCGCUACACCGAAGCCACUUGGACUAUGUGCUCGUGACAUUUAUGCUGCUCAACAAUGAUCUCCGCGUUCCCGUAAUUGCUGCGGGUCAGAAUCUUCGUAUCCCAUUCUUUGGGUGGGCUUUGCGUGGUCUGGGCGCUUUCUACAUCAAGCGGAAGAUUGAUCCGGUGACAGGACAAAAGGACAUUGUGUACCGAGCUAUUCUCCACUCGUACUUACAGCACUGCCUCACGGCGGGUCACAAUGCUGAGUUCUUCAUCGAGGGCGGACGAACGCGCACGGGAAAACCGUGCAUUCCCAAGGGUGGCAUCCUGUCUGUGGUGGUGGAGGCUUUUAUGGAGAAAGCCCUGCCGGACGUUCUACUUGUGCCUGUAUCAGUGAACUAUGAGCGUCUCGUGGAUGGGAAUUUUGUGGCUGAACACUUGGGCCAGAGAAAACCACCGGAGACUUUCAUGUCAGCCAUCUCGGCCAUCUGGAAGGCAGUAAAGUCCAACUAUGGCCUGAUGAGGAUUGACUUCAAUGAACCUUUCUCCCUGCGUGAACUCGUGGAUGCCUUCAAGCGGAAUCAAGAGCGUGAAUUGCCAUCAAAAGCAGAGCCUGGCGAUCGUCUGUUGCAGCAAACCAAAUCCUCCACAUCGCUUUACGGCACUGACAUUGUGCAGGAGGACAAUCGUGCGCUGGUGGACAGUAUAGCACGGCAUGUGGUGUACGAUUGUGCCAGUGCAACCACCGUGAUGUCCACGAAUGCCGUCACAUUCCUUCUACUCACGCGAUAUCGCUGCGGUGUGACGCUGAGUGUUCUGACACAGGCUCUGGAUGAUCUCCGAGAGGAUUUACAUGGGAUGAAAGACAUGGGCUUCACUGGCGAAUCACGAGCAAUCAUUGAGUAUGUGAUCAAUCUCCUGGGCACACAACUCAUCACCACAGACACGAGCAGUGGCGAGAUGUUCUUGAAGCCAGUGAAUACAGUGCCGGCAAUGCUGGAGUUGUCCUAUUACGCCAACACCCUCAUGCCCUUCUACGUCCUGGAGUCCGUCAUCACGACAGCUAUUUAUGCCCUCCUGCCGCCCACAGAGAUGGUGGAUGACUCAAUGUCGCUGCUGGAAGAGGAUGUCUUGGCGUUGUGCCACAAAUUCUGUGAUAUCCUCCGAUAUGAAUUCAUAUUGAACAAGCCGUGCCAAGAUUUGGAUACUCUCCUCCACGAGACACUCUUCAAAAUGCGUGAUAGAGAUCUGAUAAGUAUUCCAAAGAAAAACUAUACAGAGGCUGAAUUGGAUGCACAACGAGUGCAUCGAACACUCCUGCUCAAUAAUGACCUCGAUGAUGACGACGAGGAGUUGUACCAUUUUGCCCAAACAGAUGAGAAUGUGGUUGUGAUUGACAAGAAUCAGAGGCAUCAGCAUAUUAAUUCCAUCGCCAUCCUCGCACCCAUUGCCAGAACAUACCUCACAGUCGUUGACUACUUGCAUCGGCUGCUCGGCAAUGCACAGCUGGAGGUGGAGUUCGUGAAAGGCGCCCUGUCGGAGAUCAGGCAACAGUUUGACAAUCAAGAGUGUGAAUUUGGUGAAUCCGUGUCAGUGGAGAUGAUCAAGAACUGCCUGAAGUUGCUGGAGAAGUGGUCAGUGGUGCAGGUCGAGUGCGCCGGCGGAGUCCGCCUUCUGUCCCUGACCCACCACUACAGCUCAUCCGCCGGAAUUGAAGAGGUUUACCAGAGAAUACAGACAUUCAAUUGCGUUCAUCGCUUCAAUUUCUCAUCCAAUUGACAGCGAUGACCUAAUUCUCUUGCAAUUCGAUGCAUUUAGUGUAUUUUCCGCCCUUUGCCCUUACAUCUCCUCCUCCCAUCAUACCAAGUUGUCCUUCAUAGAGAGCGAUGAAUUGUCUAAGAUGAAGAGAAACUCGUGUACAAAGGUGUUUUUUUGCAGUGAAUUAAUAAUAAACGAAUGAAUUAUAGUGAAAA